AUGCCUAGAGAGCCAUUGGAAUGUGUCAAGCUACUUGUUAAGGCUGGUGCUGAUCUGAACUUUAUUGACUUUGAUGGUGGUAGUUACAUGAUGUUGGCAGUGAAGUUUGACUUACCUGGCAUCAUGAAGUUCUUACUAGAUGCUGAUGCUAACCCCAAUAUUCCUGAUGAAUGUGGUAGCACACCAAUUGAAGUUGCCGCCUCUAAAGGCAGUAGGGAUAUGGUUGAAAUGCUAUUCCCUUUAACUUCUCCUAUUUCAACGCUGCCGGGUUGGAGUAUUUAUGGAAUCAUUUCUCAUGUGAAACUCUUUGGUUUGAAGCCGAGGGAUAAACAAAUGUGCACAAAGAGAAAAACUGAAGUGAAACGGAAAGCUUCUGAGGCUUUUAAGAGAGGGGGCUAUUUUAUGGCAUCAGAGAUGUAUAGUUGUAAGUACGAGAGAGCAUGUGAGGCGUUUGCGGAUGGCUUGAAGCUUGACCCUACAAAUGGUGAUCUUGCAAAUGCUUUAAGGGACGUGGCCUCCUUCCUGGAGCACCUCUGCGCCGCCAGUUUGGUCCUGGUCCUCACCUACCUACCUCGCGCUCUUCUUCGUGUACCUCGUGUGCGAAGCAGGGAUCGUCCGGUGCCUCGUGAAGAACGCCUGCAAGAUGUCCGGGGCGGCGUGCUCCGGCUGCUGCCGCGCUAUGCGGGGCGCGUCGUGCUUCUGCUGGCGCAAGCUGCGAGACACCCAGCGUAG
This is a messenger RNA of Hordeum vulgare subsp. vulgare (domesticated barley), 732 nucleotides long. RefSeq lists its product as uncharacterized. Bases 1 to 732 code for a protein of 243 amino acids. The transcript has 6 exons. Lineage: Eukaryota; Viridiplantae; Streptophyta; Magnoliopsida; Poales; Poaceae. The record is from RefSeq and is a predicted model, not a curated record. Gene Ontology annotation, molecular function: protein binding.